This is a messenger RNA of Pseudomyrmex gracilis, 3260 nucleotides long. RefSeq names its product glycerol-3-phosphate dehydrogenase, mitochondrial (gene Gpo1). Gene Ontology annotation, cellular component: mitochondrion; glycerol-3-phosphate dehydrogenase (FAD) complex. Gene Ontology annotation, biological process: glycerol-3-phosphate metabolic process. Lineage: Eukaryota; Metazoa; Arthropoda; Insecta; Hymenoptera; Formicidae. The record is from RefSeq and is a predicted model, not a curated record. The transcript is spliced from 12 exons. Gene Ontology annotation, molecular function: calcium ion binding; glycerol-3-phosphate dehydrogenase (quinone) activity. Bases 439 to 2598 code for a protein of 719 amino acids.
GUGUGUGUGUGUUUUGCACGAAUUGUUUAUUGAAGAUAGAGAGUGGAUUGAAUUUUAAGAUGUGUGAUUUUGUCAAGCCUGGAUUUUCUCUCAAUCUCAAAAUCUCUAACGUUAAUCUAUAAAUGUUAAACACAAUACAUAAUCUAGUACGGGCUUCGGAAUUAUACGUAUUAUGUGCGGUUGAUGCGCGAGUGACAUUUCAAAGCAUUUGGCACGACAACACCUGUGACGAGCCUUGCAGACGCUAUUUUAAAUAGAACCUUGCGACAUCAAAGUCACAAGAAGCAUUAUGAUCUCGUGACAUAUAUGUAUGUAUUUCAAAAUAUUCGCUUUGUACACGAGAUUUCAAUCGUGAACGGAAUCUGAUGCGGAGACUGAUGCCACUUGUGACAAGCGUGCGACCGACUUUUGAGAUCCAGGAGCCACGUGUAACCAACAAUGACGUCGCUUAGAUUGUUUGUAGCGGGAGUAAGUGCCAUAGGUGCUGGUACUCUUACUUCCUAUUUACUAUUAUCAGAUAAUACGGUACAUGCCGAACAAGGAAAACCAAGACCACCUCGACGAACUUUACCCACACGAGAGGAUCAGGUGAAAACUUUGAAAUCAGAAAACUACGAUGUGUUAAUAAUAGGAGGUGGUGCGACAGGAGCAGGAUGUGCUCUGGACGCUUGCACGCGAGGUUUGAAGACUGCAUUGAUUGAAGCCGAUGACUUUGCAUCUGGCACCUCUUCUCGAAGCACAAAGUUAAUUCACGGCGGCGUGCGAUAUUUACAAAAAGCAAUUAUGCAAGUAGACAUUGAACAAUACAAAAUGGUAAAAGAGGCCCUUCAUGAACGAGCGUCAAUGCUACAAAGCGCACCACAUUUAGCACAUCCAUUGCCCAUUAUGCUGCCAGUUUACACGUGGUGGCAAAUUCCUUAUUACUGGUUUGGUAUUAAGAUGUAUGAUCUAGUAGCUGGCAGCAAAACCGUAAAGUCGUCAUAUUAUCUGAGUAAAUCGAAUGCUCUAGAACUUUUUCCUAUGCUGAAAGGCGACAAGCUAACAGGCGCAAUUGUCUAUUACGAUGGUCAACAAGACGAUGCCAGAAUGAAUUUAGCAAUCGCGCUUACAGCUUCAAGACACGGAGCAACAGUUGUAAAUCACGUUAAAGUGCUCAAUUUGUUGAAGGGUCUUGACAGGGACGGUAAGCGAGUUCUCGUGGGUGCUCGCUUAAGGGAUGAACUUACGGGAGACGAAUGGGACGUAAAGGCUAAAGCAAUAAUCAACGCAACUGGUCCUUUCACUGAUCACAUUAGAAAAAUGGAUGACCAAGACGUUCCACCUAUUUGUUGUCCAUCUUCCGGAGUUCAUAUAGUAUUGCCUGGAUAUUAUAGUCCGGAUCAGAUGGGUCUACUCGAUCCAGCAACGAGCGACGGUCGAGUGAUCUUCUUUUUGCCUUGGCAAAAACAAACUAUCGCCGGAACGACCGAUUUACCAUGCGAAGUAACACACAAUCCUCGACCUACGGAAGACGAAAUUAUGUUUAUCUUGCAAGAAGUGAAAAACUACCUAAAUCCAGAUGUUGAGGUACGCCGUGGAGAUGUUCUUUCUGCCUGGAGCGGCAUCAGACCGCUUGUUUCCGAUCCGAACAAACCGAACACACAAUCGCUUGCUAGAAAUCACAUCGUACACGUUAGUCCAACAAAUCUUAUCACAAUAGCAGGUGGUAAAUGGACGACUUACCGAGCAAUGGCUCAAGAAACCAUUGACGCAGCUAUAAAAGCUUGCGAGUUACAACCAGAAAGAGGUUGUCAAACCGAUGGCUUUCUUCUGGAAGGUGCUCAAGGUUGGAGCCCAACGAUGUAUAUUAGAUUAGUGCAGGAUUUCGGCUUGGAAUGUGAAGUUGCUCAACAUUUGUCAAAGAGUUAUGGAGAUCGUGCCUUUGCCGUAGCUAAAAUGGCUUCUCUCACAGGAAAACGGUGGCCAAUUAUUGGAAAAAAAAUUCAUCCAGAAUUUCCAUACAUCGACGCUGAAAUACGUUAUGGUGUACGAGAAUACGCGAGAACUGCGAUCGACAUGAUCGCACGUCGAUUGAGACUUGCUUUUCUCAAUGUUCAAGCAGCUCAAGAAGCAUUACCUGGCAUUAUAGACAUUAUGGCCGAAGAGUUGCAUUGGUCAGCGGAAGAGAAAAAGAAACAGCAUCGCGAGGCUAGUGAAUUUCUCGCUCAGGAAAUGGGUCAAAUGGUGAAUCGUGCUUCACGUGAUAAAAUUCCCAUCAAUCUCACCAAGGAUGAGAUCCAGCUCUAUAUUAAGCGUUUUAGAAUUAUAGACAAGGAUCACAAAGGAUAUGUGUCUAUAAAUGACAUUAGGCGAGGAUUAAAGCUCUUUGGGGAUAAAGAAGUGCCGGGUGAAGAGCUUCAUGAAAUUCUACGUGAAAUCGACACAAAUAUGAACGGUCAAGUUGAAUUGGAUGAAUAUCUUCAGAUGAUGUCAGCUAUAAAAUCCGGUCAUGUGGCAUAUUCACGUUUCGCACGGAUGGCUGAAAUGGAGGAAGCUCAGCAUGAGAAAGAAAUGCUCAAGAAACAAAUAAGCGUCGAAAGAUCAGGUGGAGGACUGUGAAGAAACUCUCCUCUGAUAUUACGGAGUUUCAAAAUGUUUUACUCUCACAUUUGAUAUUUAUGUGUCUUAUCGUUGUGUAUUUAUUGUAGAGUAUCUAGUUAUUUCACGAACUAUCAGUUUGUAAUAACUAGUAACUCGGUCAGAUCAUAAACACCAAAUCAAAGUCAACAAUCUCGCAUGCAAUAAAACUAUUUCGAACAUUAUCUGUGAAUAGAUAUCUUAAUCUAUAAAUGUUUCACAUCUUCGUGAUAUUUAAUUCGAAAGUUUAUUCACUAAGUAUAGUAUCGAUUUUUCUCGGUAAACAGCUCAUAUAUCUACAUUUGUAAAAAAAAAAAAAAAACAUUUCUUUAUAGCUCGACAUGCUUGAUUUAUUUGCAUGUGACGUUUGUUAUGUACAAAUAACAAUAUAUCUCGGAUUUUUUCUCUUGUAUAUAUUUAUGAAAAAAUUCUGUGUUAUUUAUCAGUCUUUAUGUAUUAUAUAUUGAAUUAUAUAAUUUUCUGUUUUACUCUUGUAAAAAAACAAUUUAUCAACAUUAAAUGUAACAGAUUGGACUUAAUUUCAAAACCUGAGGAUGAGUACAAAGAAAGCUUUGUACAAUUUUGAUUAUGUAAGGUUACUUGAAAUCAAAAUAAGAAAAAUUAUAUAUAUAUAUAUGUAUAAA